Molecule: messenger RNA, 969 nt
Organism: Chara braunii
Lineage: Eukaryota; Viridiplantae; Streptophyta; Charophyceae; Charales; Characeae
Source: the annotation of a GenBank genome assembly
CGAUUCGGCAGGAUUAGUGGUUGGUGGUAAACUGAGUGUCAUCCUGCAGGCGACUAUUGAGUUUCAGACUCAGAUGAUUUUUAAGAGGUAGAUCAACGGCCCCGUUUAUUUGUGCCUUCGAAAGGACUUUGUUAAAACUCCUCGUUUAGUACACAGGGAAACACGUCCUCUCUGAACUCUAUAAAAGAGGACUACCCGUGGAUCUCUCAGCAGGUUCGUUGAGGCUAUCGCGCUGGAAGAAGAGAUAGUGGCAGGGCGUUGAAGUUAUCGGCUCGUGGUAGAAUGCACACUAAUAGCCUGUCCUUCUCAAGUGCAACGCGGGAGCUGAAGUGCUUAGUUCUUGUACCAGCUAUUGCAAGGACUGUGGCUAUGGCGUUGCAUGGGUAUAGACCCUGCUAUUGGUACCACCAGAUUCGAUGGAAGCCCAUGUUCAGGGAGGGGGCUUGGAUCACGACGAUACUCAACUACGACGGGGGAGACGAGUUAAGACUGAGAAUCAACGUGGAGGGAGGAAAAGAGGUGGAGAUGCGGACUGAUGGGAAACUGCAGAAUGCGAUCACAGAGGCAAAGGACCGUGCUGAGAAGCGCUGCAGGAAGGACGACGUAAUGGCAAAAAUGCAGGUAACGGUCUCGUACCAUGAGACCGAGACCUCGAUGGAUACGGCGGACAGGGAGCAGGCCCAUCUGGCCCGUGACUCAGGUGGAGAGAGCGAGAUGAGUGAAGCGGGGGACCGGGAGACGGACCUCAGGUCCUGGAAUAGACCAGGCGAGAUCCAGAGGCAUCACCGAGCCGCGAAGCCGGUGGAGCGCGGACCCGAGGCCAGCUCUCGGCAACUGGCGCCCAGAGGCCGCGGGACGGAGGAGAGGCAGAACAGGGGGAAAGGACGUGUGUGAGGGAGCAGCGCCAGAGGUCAACGCAUGGUCGUUCUGAGAAACGGGGAGUGAGCUACGAGGCGGUUACAUGCGUAC